CUCUCGCUCUCUCUCUCUCACUUGAUCGCUCUCUGUUUCUCUCUCUCUCUCUCUCUCUCUCUCUCGCUUGCUCUCUCUCUCAUUAUAAAACCAUGGUACACCAAGGAAACACACAGGAAGAGAGAAGCAUAGGCUGUGCUGGUCACACCCAGAGGAAACAAGGGAACAAGUGCGUGCUUCACACUGCCUGAAUCUCACACUUACUUCUCUCUCACCGGCCCUGUCUGCGUCACCUGGAGAAGAUACUGGGGUUCUCUGCUUCACCUGUGGAAGGUCCGUAAGAAAAAACAAAGAUGAGCUGCUUCAAAUUUCUCAAAAUCAUGAUGUUCUUUUUCAACAGCAUCAUCUUUCUGGCGGGCGGGGCGAUCCUGGGGGUGGGGGUGUGGGUGAAGGUGGACAGCGGCUCCCUGCUGAACUUCCUGAGCGGCAUAAACAACGCGCCGUCCGAGCUGAGCCAGGUGCUCAACGUGGGCUACCUGCUGAUCGCCGUGGGGGCCGUGCUGCUCGUCAUCGGCUUCCUGGGCUGCUGCGGAGCCGCACGGGAGAGCAAGUGCAUGCUGAUGCUGUUCUUCGUCAUUGUGCUCAUCAUCUUCAUCGCAGAAGUGGCGGGGGCCAUCGUGGUCCUGGUCUUCAAAUCUCUGGUGACGAGCCUUGUUCACACUGUUGGCAGAGAGGUCGUUAAAAACAUCCACUCAGCCUAUGGAAAGAAUCAAGAUUUCACUGGAAUUCUGAACACCACUAUGGAUGGGCUGAAGUGUUGUGGGUUCUAUGGCUACAAUGACUUCACAGGUUCUGCAUUUACCAAUGCGACCCAGCAGUACCCAGCAAUCUGCUGCGGCUCUGCCCCUUGCAACCAGACAGGAGCAAAUCAAUCGAACGUCACCGGGUGCUACGACAGGGUGGUGAGGUUGAUAGAGGAUAAUGUCAUUGUCCUGGGAGCAGUGGCACUUGGGAUCGCUGCUCUCGAGGUUGCUGCCAUGGCCGUAGCCAUGACCCUGUACUGUAAAAUCGGCAAAUCAGGAUGAGGACGGUGGGGCAGAGUGGCACCUGGACGGACCCCAGCCACCCGCCAAUCCAGACACCCCCACGUUCACGUGCCCUCUGUGUCCCCAAAUCCAGACGCACCCUGUCUCCUCCCAAAUAGAGAUUACCUCCUGCAUGCUCAUGUAGACACACCCCAGUCGACUCGAAAUCCAGUCCUGGUCCCUUCCUAAUGUUACACGUGCUGAAGACCAGCGCAGGGGUCUGAUGAUGCUGUGUGAGAAAGAACACCCUCUUCCACCCUUCCCUCGUUCCCACUCUUUCAUUUCUCCAUUCACUUUCUUUCAAGUCACCACAAUCCUGACAUUGUGCUAGAGUGAGGAAGUCUCUCUAUCUCAGGCCUUCUAAUCGAAAUUAUAUAUUAUAUUAUAUUGCAUAUUAUACGUCUAUAAUUAUACAUUUUAUAUCAUUCUGUCGCAUUGUUUCCAUGGUUUUCAAAGUAAUUCAUUUAAAUUUGAACUUGGAAAAAGUGCAAAUCACAUUUUUUACUUUUACAAUACAAGUAUAUGGUAUGAUUAGAUAUGAUAGUUUUAUAUGGUCAGGUACUGUGUUUUUUUAACGUAAUCAGGAGCUGGAAUUGGAGUACACAGUAAAAAGUGCAGUGUUCAUUCAGCUCUAUCAGAGACCUCUUGUGAGAGUUGAUUUGGCACAGCAUUGUACUUGAAGAAAAUGUUUAAUGUUUUUGUCUGUUUUUUUUCAUAUUUGUGGUGGCUGAAUUACUAUAGAAGAUAAAAUGCACUUUAUUUAAAAUGCAAGAGCUUGCUCGCUGGUAAACUGAUUCAUAGGCUAUAGUAAAUAUCUAGGUACUGUUUUUAUAACAUUGAUUCAGAUUUGUGACUGCUUAUUUUGACACUUAAUGAAUUGUAUUUAUUAAAAAAGCUCAAAUGUGA
This is a messenger RNA of Anguilla anguilla (European eel), 1931 nucleotides long. RefSeq names its product tetraspanin 35 (gene tspan34b). The transcript is spliced from 8 exons. Bases 294 to 1025 code for a protein of 243 amino acids. NCBI's taxonomy places the organism in Eukaryota, Metazoa, Chordata, Actinopteri, Anguilliformes, Anguillidae. The record is from RefSeq and is a predicted model, not a curated record. Gene Ontology annotation, cellular component: membrane.